AUGGACCAGAUCAGUGCAGGCAAGCCCUCUCACUCCCGGCUGAGGCGCCAUGAAAAAGAAUUUCUGGAGCUGGCAGCGUCGGCAGGGAGAGGAGGGCAGCCCAAUGAAGGAUGGAUGCAGGUGCAGGCUCAUCGGCGGAAGGGGGACCCCAUUACUGUUGGAAGCAUAUUAGUUUGGCCCACUGAAGCCAGUCACUGGAUCAACUUCAAGCAUGUAUUGGACACGAUAGACAGAGGACACAAUGUUACUGUGCUGGUGCACUGUGCUUCUCUAUACACGGACCCCACUGAAUGCUGUUGUUUCAGCUAUGAACCUUUUCAUUUCUCGGUCUCUGUGGAAGCCUUGGAGGAUUUCCUUGAGGAGUUCAUACACUUCUCCGUGAACGAGAUGGACUACCUGUACUACUAGCAGAUCAACUUGAGACUUCAUGAACUUAUACAAAAAAAUUCAGUUUAACAUGCAGAUUUUGAACUUUUUGGACUGUUAAGGUAGGAGAGAGUCAUGGGGAGACUGAAAGAGGUCAAGUACAACCAACUGUUAGUUGACCCCAUUAGCGGUGAGCUGAUGACUGAGAUUCUGGCCAUUCCUCUCGUUUAGAACCUGCGUUUCUCUAUCGCCCACACCUGGGAGAGGCUCUGUGAGCAGCUUCCCACCCCACGGUCCUACGUCCCCGGUGCCAUGGUGAAAUGA
Salvelinus namaycush (lake trout) is the source of this 690-nucleotide messenger RNA. Its product is annotated as UDP-glucuronosyltransferase 2A3. The record is from RefSeq and is a predicted model, not a curated record. Lineage: Eukaryota; Metazoa; Chordata; Actinopteri; Salmoniformes; Salmonidae. Gene Ontology annotation, molecular function: UDP-glycosyltransferase activity.